UGCAGUGUGGGCUUUCCACCGGUGAAUUCAUUAGGUUCCUUUGGCGGCCUUCUGCGACUCACUCGUCAUGGAAGAAGAGGAUGACCCUUUCGGGAUGUUCGGAGAAGAUGAUAGCAGUAGGGAUAGCGAUAUGGCCGAGAACGAACGUUCAAGGAUUUCACGCUCCAUGGUCGAAACGGCGAAUCAAAAGACCAGAAACGGCAACGGAAUACUCUCUACGCCAAGCAAAGGUGUUGUUUCGGUUGCUGAUACCAGUUCCCGCUCUAUCAGUAGUGUAUGCGAGUGGUCACCUCCAUGGCCAAAACCAGUUUAUCUUGGGCCAAUGAAGCUUGUAAAGUCUCUCCCGUACGGUGGCGGGCGAGGUUAUAUCGCCGAGCGUGAUUUGGAGCCCGGAACCUUGGUUUUAUUGGAAGAGCCCAUCGUUGCUUGGCCAACCGAGCAACUUGGGCGAAAGCUAACUUUGAUUUCAGUACUUCAUAUUCUCCGUCAUUCAAAUGCACAGGCUCUUAUUCAUCAAUUGGAGCACUAUCACCCAACGAAACGGGCAGUAGACGAAGGCAACGGUGAUUCUGACCAUAUUCAGGUCGCCAAUAUGAUGGCCGUGCUCCGUCAAGAUAAUUCAGAGAAGGAGAAUGAGAUACUUGAAAUUAUCCAAUACGCGUCGCUAAAAGGAAUUCUAAACAGAGACCGUUCUGACUUAUCGUGCACGGAUGUGAUUCGUCUUUUGUUGUGUCUUCGAUACAACGGGUUAGAGAGUGGCCUCUAUCUACAUGUUGCCAUGCUGAACCAUGCCGAUCAGCCAAAUUGCGUCAAGUUUCUGCCGACUCCAGAAAAAAAGUAUUCGGAGGUUCGAACUACACGCGUCAUACGUGCGAGAGAGCCCUUAACAAUCUCAUAUCUCCCUUCAAUAGUAUCGCACGCGAGUCGACGUUUCCAUUUGUGGGAGCAGCAUCGCUUUGAUAUCGGCGCCAAUGUCUCACCUCAGUUAUACGAGAUGGAGCUUGUCGGCUUUCAAUUGCCUCUCUCGUCCAUUAAGGAGCUUGACGACGACGCUGUGACAAGUCGAAUCGAACGGACUGUGGCCGAAAUGGUAGAAUUGUAUACAGAGACAAGUGAACAGAUCAAAGGGAACCCGAACAAUUCUGAGUUAUGGGACUCCUGCAAGGCUCUGGAGCAAUCUUCCUUGCAACUCUGUAGCGAGGCCUUGGAUCAACUCCAAAAUAACCAUCACCUCUUGCUUAUCGCUUGUUUACAACUGCAUCUAGAUAGCUGUGACUUGGUCCAGCGGGAUCCUUGUUUGCCUUCCUCGCAGCGCCUCUCCCUACUUUGCCGCUUGAUUCUCACAGCUCAUCCACUAUUGGCGGUGCAAGAACGUUUCCAUGGGCCUGAUCAUUUUGAGCUUGCAAGUACCCACCUUGAUCUUGCACAGGCUCUGGAGGAGGUCUUAUCCCUUUCGCCAAAGCAAUUACUUCUCCUUCAAUUAGACGGCUUGUCUUCGGUUGGCGCAUACGCUGCGCUGGAAUAUAAGUCUCGCAAAGAGUUUGAACGAAUCAAGAGCCUUUACCCUCACGACGCUGAAAAGAUCGCAGGCCAUAGUCAAAACGGUUGAUCUAGCUCUUAUUGGUUGUUAAAUUACUUGGAAUUAUACCUAUCGA
Molecule: messenger RNA, 1655 nt
Organism: Phaeodactylum tricornutum CCAP 1055/1
Lineage: Eukaryota; Bacillariophyta; Bacillariophyceae; Surirellales; Neidiaceae
Exons: 1
Coding region: 68-1609 (513 amino acids)
Cellular component (GO): nucleus
Molecular function (GO): protein binding
Source: RefSeq, a predicted model, not a curated record